UGAAUGGUUUCGAUCCACAUUAUGCAUCUGAAAAUAGCUAUCCAAUUUAUCACCAUGGUAGUUCUCAACAGACAUCAAAUUCAAAUGAGAGCCUGAAUGUUACAAAUAAUGUAAACCAAAAUGAUGAUUAUGAUAAAAAUCCAGAAGGAUUAAAUGGAGUUAAAUUGUUUUAUUUAUUGUUUUUGUAGAACCAAAACAUCUCACUGAACGUAAAAUGGAGAACAAUAUUUCCUGCUUUAACCCAAUUAUACCAGAAGCAAUUUCUCCUUUAUGGACGUUCGGAUUUAAUCAGUCUGUUCCCCUAAUAAACUUGAGCGACGAUCGAUCGAGCAUAGUCUUUUAUUCAUCUGCCCAUUUAUUGGUAUUAUUUGACAUAAAAAACAAUAGUCAGAAGAUUUUGAGGGGACAUUGCAACGAAGUGAUGAGCAUUGCAUGUAGCGGCGAUAAACGUUGGUUGGUUUCGGGUGAUCGUGGCAUUGAUAGUGCUGUCAUAGUAUGGGAUGUGAAAACUGGAGAAGCAGUUCGGACAAUCACCAAACCACACAGUUAUGGUGUCAUAUCGGUUGCUCUAACCAAGGAUGCCCGUUACCUGGCUACAUUAGGCGCUAAUCCCGUUGAUCAGAGUUUCUCUAUUUGGAACUGGACCACAGGAAGUAAUUUGCCACACUGCCAAGUUAAGAUAAGCGGUGAAAUGUCUUUUCAGACAAAAAUAACGUUCAAUCCAGACAACUAUUAUCAUAUUUCCACGAAUGGAGAACAUCAAGUCAUAUUUUAUUCGUGGAGCAACGAAAAAGAAGAUAUGGUGGCCUAUGCCCCUUCCCUUAAGGAUGACGAUUUUAAACAGAAAGUUGGUCAGUUCUCUUGCACUCAGUACAUUCCUGAUAAAUGCAUUGCUAUAACUGGCACUUCAACCGGUCUCUUAGUUAUAUGGGAAUCAGACAAACAGCCCGUCAAAGGAGAAAAUUCUGAAACACCAUAUAAACGGGCAACAAAAUUGAUACCAUUACAUGAGAAAGGAAUAACUUUUCUUACAACCACAGCUUGCCACCCUUAUGGGAAAUGUAUUGUUACUGGUGAUUCUAGUGGACAAGUGAAAUUUUUCGAUUGUAAUUUCAUGCUUUUGUUCUGGUAUCAAGAUCUUAAAUUUGGACCGGUGAAUUGCGUCAGUUUUGCUACAACCAGUCUUUUUACAGAAAAAAAGCAAUCGAGUUUUACUGAAUCUAUCAAAGGAAAAGAUUAUCCUACUUGUGCAACAAUCGGCGCGGAACCAUUUAUAAUAGAAGAUUUUAUAGUUAGUACAUCAAGUGCAGUCAUGAUUUCUGUUACAGUUGAGGGUGGAUUUAAAAAGAUAAUUUUAAGAGAACACGAUUCAGAUGUCAACGGGUUGACUACUCACCCAGUAUUGAAUCAUGUAGCAACAUGCAGUCAUUCUGGACUUUUAAAAAUUUACGAUUAUGAAAGCAAAUUAGUUAUCACAACGAAAAGUUUUGGCUUAAACAAUCCAAUUCAAAGUUGUGUAUACGAUAAGACUGGACAAUAUAUUGCUGUCGGUUUUAUGAGUGGAUAUUUACGUGUCUUAGACUCGUUAACGUUGAAUGAGAUGACUUCUGAACCAUUUACAUACGGAAAAGGUCCUAUCACUCAUAUUGAUUUUUCAUACUGUAAUAAUUACUGCGCGUAUGCUGAUUCUGCAUUCACAACAACAUUAUUAUUACGUUCUAACACUCAUGAAUGUGAAAAUUCAUGGUGUUACGUAGCACGAGUUCGUGCUCAUAAUCGUAGAAUUACAGACCUUUUAUUUUGGACACUGACAGAAUCUAAAAAAUCUCGUCUAUUCACAUUAAGUGAAGAUAGAACAUUGGCUGAAUAUGAUUUAUAUAAUUCAAGGAAACAUUCAUUACCAGUGAUAGCUCGUUAUCAAGUUGAACAAUUAGCUAAACCAUUAUGUUUAAGUAUGCUACCAUUAUCAUGUUAUAAAGAAGAGUUCUUUUUUAUAUCGAAUUCUUCAUCUAAAAUAAAAUUAUAUAAUACAUCAACUUUAAUGUGUCGUAAGACUGUCAGUUCAUUCCCUCAAGGAAUUGAAUAUACAAAGGUUUUACCUCUGAUUUCUCAAACAAAUAAUUCAAGUUAUUUUAUGGUAUGUCUUUCGAAAGAACGAUUGGGAUUAAUUAUGCUCCCAUUAGAUGGUGAUCCAUUGAAGUAUACCAAUAUUAUUGCACAUCCAAGUGAUGGUCGAGGUGUUGGACAAGCUCAAGGAUUAGCUAUUGACAGAAAUGGUCUUUAUGCAUUUACAGCUGGUGGUCCAGAUACUUGUGUACACAUGUGGACAUUAAAUCCUAGUGUACUAGGAAAAACUGUCAAUAUAGCAGGGUGUAUGAAGAGAAGAUUUUAUGACUUUUUAUCUCGAGAUUUUCUGGAAGAAAUGAAAGAUUACUUCUACUAUUCCAUGAUUAGAACACAAGGAAUUUGUUGCAUGGAUGAACGUAAAACAUCAUUCACGAUUCCGAUAACAGAAAUACCAUUUGUUAUGAGGGCGAUAGGUUUUUAUCCAACAGAAGCAGAGGUUGGUAUUAUCAAGUGUCACAUUCUGUAAAUUUAUUUACAUUUUGAAAUAGUGUAUUACAUAAUAUUCAACUAUUUUUUCUACGAAAUAAUUUAAUACAAAAAUGGUCAACUGUGUUUGAAUAGCAAACAAAAAGGUUAAUACAUAAAAGCAACACGAAUUCUUUUACGUAAUGACCUGACUGACUAUGUUCUGGUGAUCUUUGAUCAAACUUUUAGUAAGCACUAAUAAUAUUGUACAGAAUAACAAAGAAAAUUUCACAGUUAAACUAUCUUGAUCGAGGAAUUCAACGACAUCAAAAUGUCAUAUUUUCACUCUACUUACUAAAACCAAUUCAGUAGGUAAAAGUAGUUUAAAAAAUAACUGUUGAAUUAUCUUCUAAUAUAUUUUAGGUUGAAAAUAUGAUAAAUGAAAUUAAAUAUUCUAGAUUUUGUGAUACUGGAGAAUAUACAACAGAAAUUGAUUUGGACACAUUCAUUCAGUUAUAUUGUAAUCAUCGACCAUUCCAAGGUGUAUUAUAUAAAGAUGUUGAGAGUGCUUUUAACAUUUUAACAAAUGCAAAUGUUGGUAAUAAAGAAAAUUGUGCUGAAUUGUCGAAUUCUCAGGAAACAAUAACACAGGAAAAACCAACUAUUACAAUGGAAGAAUUAUUUCUUACUUUACAGAAUUCAGGCGAAGCAAUCGGAGAAGCUGAAAUGUCUGAAUACAUGGCAAUUCUUUGGGGUAUUAUACCCGAAGGUGAUCGCCAAGAAAUCUUGGAAGAAAUUGACCCGAAGAAAGUUGAAAAAGAACUUGAAUCACGUAUGUCAACACCCAUAAAUGCUGAAACUUUUGUAAGUGAUAUCUUACAAAUGUAUGUAUAUGGUGAAGAUAAGCUUUCAGCCGAUCAUUCUAAAGAACUUUUAUCGAAAAAAAUACAACAAAAUGAUACACCUCUUCUUGAUGAGUUAAUGUCAAAUGAAAAAUAUGCUGCUAACUCAACGCAAACAGAAUAAAAUUCUCUUUCAUUUCUUCAACAGUUAAUCGCAUCUAAAUUCAAUAUUUCUACUUCAAACAAUGAGGAAAAACGUUUACAUGAACAAAGAUUUACACGUAUACAAUAUAACUACACGUUUACUGUGUCUUGAUUUUAAUAGUUUAGUCGUUUACGUGAAGCUUUGUAUUUGAACGCUGAUUGUCCUACCAGAUAUUACAACAAAUUACCAUUCAAAGUGUCCAUGUAAAGUGGUAUUUAUCAUAAAAAGCCUGAUUCUCAUUAUUAAUUAUGUUAUUGUUUUCCUCAUACAUGUGUUACGUCUCUUCGUCUAACGUUUAAGAAAAUAGACAUUUUACAUAAAAAUAUUUCAAUCGAAUUUAUAUAAUCCAACAGUGAAUAUUUAUUCGCUAAAUAAAUUUUCUGGAUCCAGAAGGUUUUGAAUAUUUACUGAGAAUAAUAAAACAUACGGAGAUUUUUUCCUCAUUCCUUUAUUUAGAAAUACUAUUUUGAGCUUGAUCUGUGUUGAAGCGUAGCUUGACUAUAUGAACUACAGUUCCUGUUGUUGCUUCUUACUAUGUUGAUGUAAUGUAGUGCAAUAUGAAAUGAAAGAUAUUUGCGACAA
Schistosoma spindalis is the source of this 4161-nucleotide messenger RNA. The record is from the annotation of a GenBank genome assembly. NCBI's taxonomy places the organism in Eukaryota, Metazoa, Platyhelminthes, Trematoda, Strigeidida, Schistosomatidae.